Botrytis fragariae is the source of this 894-nucleotide messenger RNA. RefSeq lists its product as uncharacterized. NCBI's taxonomy places the organism in Eukaryota, Fungi, Ascomycota, Leotiomycetes, Helotiales, Sclerotiniaceae. The transcript is spliced from 2 exons. The coding region runs from base 1 to 894 and encodes 297 amino acids. The record is from RefSeq and is a predicted model, not a curated record.
AUGCAAGAUUACUCUACUCUCUAUGAUUCUCUCCAAUUCUGCCCUGUCAAGUACUCCAUUCAGGUCACCAGCAAAGGAACUUUCAACGAGGAUGAAUGUCUUGAAACCCGAGAUGCGCAGAUAAACAUUCCGCCAAAUAACGAGUGUUUCGAAAGAAAUUUUGCGGUGCACACGGACAUAACUUGCAGCAAAGACAAGGAAAAGAUAAUGGGCAUCGUUUAUAUCGAGAAUGACUAUCCAAAUUGCUUUGCUCGGUCUUAUGUCGAUUUCAUCAAAUUUGCUGCCUCACUCGCGCAUUUGGAAGGCUUCUACUUCGAGAAGGAUUCAAGCGACAGCAAUGCUGGAAUUUGGAAGAGCGAGAUCAAGGAAUCAAGCCUGUUGCGGGAAUUCUUGACAUGGUUCUGGAAGAAGUUUGGAUUAAACUUCACCAAUGAACUUGAGGCUAGUUUCGCAUGGUCAAAAGUUAACCAUGCAAAAUUUCGUUACCUUCAAAACAUCUCUCUCGACAUCCUCGUUAUGGAGCCGCUCAUCCACACCCGAAAAUAUAUCAACGGCCGUCGCGUAAAGCUUUUCCUCCAGGAACUGCACAAUUUCCCUAACAUCGAGUCGCUCACCGUGUUCCUACAAAUAGGAGAUACAGAUUUGGCGUAUUUAAUGCACAGUCCCGGUGCUUCUAGGUGGGCGAAUGCGUUGAGAGGAACCACUUUUACGAAAUAUUUUGAUGUGCAGUUUCAGAUGUUGGAUGGGAUGUUGCCGAAAGGACCGAUUUGCCAUGCUGUGUAUCGGAAGAGAUUGAGACAGUUUUUGAUGCCGGAGUGCUUGUGCUAUGGAACUACGGGUGAUGUACCGAAUCACUUGGGGAUUCGCGAAAUGUUUGCUAUGGAGGAAGCGUAG